Messenger RNA from Eurytemora carolleeae, 541 nucleotides. RefSeq lists its product as uncharacterized. The record is from RefSeq and is a predicted model, not a curated record. Lineage: Eukaryota; Metazoa; Arthropoda; Copepoda; Calanoida; Temoridae.
AAUGAUCGGAUUUUAAAGGACUGGACAAUCUUGUAUAAAUAGAACCUUACAUACUAUUCAAUCCAGUACACCUUUAUACUACAGGAGUAUAGGGAUGCGAGGUCACGUGUUUGCGGUCAUCUUGUUGACCCUGGCGGUCGCACUAGCUGCUCCCCAGGAUGAUGAAGAAGGUUUGGCUGAGGAUUUAAAGGAGCUGAAUAAAGUUGGAGAUACACCGCUAGAGUCAGCUCUGCGCUGCGGCUUCUUUUACGCAAAUGAGUACGGUAAGCCCCCUAUAGAGCGCAUGUUUAUCUUCAACGCUACGUGGAGUGCUGAUGAAUGUCCUACUGAAGAAUCUGUCCCACGCUGGAUUGAAUUCUGCUCCAACUUGUACAAGAAGCUUGAAGGGAGACUAGUGUAUGAGAACCCAAGUAUUGACCCUAAGAGAGCCAAGAAAGGAGUUAGAAUCGGAGAUGAUAUCUGCGGACUUCUCAACGAUAGAUAUAAAGUUCCAUUUGUCGGUAGGAAGCAAAACAGUAAACGUUAUCCAGAUGGAGUUAAG